Exophiala spinifera is the source of this 540-nucleotide messenger RNA. Its product is annotated as U1 small nuclear ribonucleoprotein C. Bases 1 to 540 code for a protein of 179 amino acids. The record is from RefSeq and is a predicted model, not a curated record. Gene Ontology annotation, molecular function: pre-mRNA 5'-splice site binding; zinc ion binding. Gene Ontology annotation, cellular component: U1 snRNP. NCBI's taxonomy places the organism in Eukaryota, Fungi, Ascomycota, Eurotiomycetes, Chaetothyriales, Herpotrichiellaceae. The transcript is spliced from 2 exons. Gene Ontology annotation, biological process: mRNA 5'-splice site recognition; spliceosomal snRNP assembly; mRNA splicing, via spliceosome.
AUGUCGGUGCGAAAAGCCCAUAACUCUGGCCGAAACCAUCUCCGAAAUGUGACGGAUUACUAUCAACAAAUCGGCCACGAAAAGGCGCAAUCUGUCAUCGACUCCAUCACGGCCUCAUACACUGCCGAAGGCCAGGUAAAUCCUAUGCUGCAACAAGCAGGUGCUGGAUUCCCUCCACCACCACCAGGAUUUCCCGGUAUGCCCCCUCCACCAUUCGGUAUGCCGGGUGCCCCUGCACCUGGACCUGGAGGUAUAAUUCCUCCUCCAGUUGGUCGUGGCAUGCCUUUCCCGCCUUUCCCACCAAACGGUCCUCCUCCUCCUAAUCUACCUGCUGGAUUGCCAUUCCCUCCUCCUGGCGGAUUUCCUCCGAACUUCCAGAUCCCUCCUCCAGGUGCUCCGCCAGGUAAUUUCCCUCCACCGCCUCAACAAAGUAUCCCUGGUAAUCCAAGCCCGUCGAAUGCGUCUGGCCCUCCAGGUCAAGCUCCUCCGCCAGGUUAUGGCAUGGGUGCGCCUCCAGGAAUGGGAGACAGCAGACGUUGA